AGGAAGCGGCCUUGUCCACGACAUCAUCACUUGCGAUACCAUUUUUAGCCCUCCUUGGACAAAGAAUACCAAUUCACAACAACCAUGUCUGCAUUGAGGAUAUUAGUGCCCGUCAAGCGGGUUAUUGAUUAUGCUGUCAAGCCCCGAGUGAACAAAGCCCAGACGGGCGUCGAGACCGCAGGAGUCAAGCACAGCAUGAACCCGUUCGACGAGCUCUCGGUCGAGGAGGCGGUGCGGAUCCGCGAGAAGAAGUCGGCCCCCGGCGGCGUCGAGGACAUCUGCGUCAUCUCUGCCGGCCCCUCCAAGGCGCAGGACGUGCUGCGGACGGCGCUGGCGAUGGGAGCGGACCGCGGCGUGCACGUCGAGACCGGGGAGGAGCAGCUGGAGCCGCUCGGCGUGGCCAAGCUGCUGCGCAAGGCGGCCGAGGAGCACAAGAGCAACCUGGUGAUCCUGGGCAAGCAGAGCAUCGACGACGACUCGGCGCAGACGGGCCAGAUGCUCGCCGCGCUGCUGGGCUGGCCUCAGGCGACGCAGGCCAGCAAGGUCGAGUUUGGUGAGGGCGACUCGGUCAGCGUCACGUGUGAGGUCGACGGCGGCGUCGAGACGGUCAAGGCCAAGCUGCCCAUGAUCAUCACCACGGACCUGCGUCUGAACGAGCCGCGGUACGCCAGCCUGCCCAACAUCAUGAAGGCCAAGAAGAAGCCGUUUGAGAAGAAGAAGCUGUCGGACUAUGGCGUCUCGGCCGAGAGCAGGCUCAAGGUCCUCAAGGUUACUGAGCCUCCGCCAAGAAAGGGCGGCGGCAAGGUUGAGGAUGUUGAUGGAUUGAUUGGCAAGCUCAAGGAACUGGGGGCAUUGUAAAAUUGCUUUUGUUUUUGUUUUCUUUGGUGCAAAUACACACAAGACACCACGGGUUGGAUAGACAGCAGAAGUGCAACAAAGCAUUAAAACAAAACAAUGUUAUGAUUCUAAGUCCUUGGCAAA
This is a messenger RNA of Pyricularia grisea, 981 nucleotides long. RefSeq lists its product as uncharacterized. Gene Ontology annotation, molecular function: electron transfer activity. Bases 85 to 858 code for a protein of 257 amino acids. Lineage: Eukaryota; Fungi; Ascomycota; Sordariomycetes; Magnaporthales; Pyriculariaceae. The record is from RefSeq and is a predicted model, not a curated record. The transcript is spliced from 3 exons. Gene Ontology annotation, cellular component: cytosol.